This is a messenger RNA of Geosmithia morbida, 1359 nucleotides long. RefSeq names its product beta-1,4-mannosyltransferase. NCBI's taxonomy places the organism in Eukaryota, Fungi, Ascomycota, Sordariomycetes, Hypocreales, Bionectriaceae. Bases 1 to 1359 code for a protein of 452 amino acids. The transcript is spliced from 3 exons. The record is from RefSeq and is a predicted model, not a curated record. Gene Ontology annotation, molecular function: mannosyltransferase activity. Gene Ontology annotation, cellular component: endoplasmic reticulum.
AUGUUGUUCCCAUUCAUCGCCUCCGUCGUAGCGGGCGGCCUAUCCGUCAUCGCUGCUCGCUACCUCUUCGUCUUCGUCGUCUGGCUCGCCCGCAAGUCGCGCCACAUCGUGCCCACGCGCUACGCUGGCCCCGCGCAGGAGAGCGACCACGACCACAUCCAGAUCCUCGUCGUCGGCGAUAUCGGCCGCAGCCCGCGCAUGCAGUAUCACGGCAUCAGUCUGGCCAAGCACGGUCGCUACCUCACCCCUCCGCCCGAAUGGAUCGCAUGGGGUACCCUCCCUCUCCUGGCUAUCCCCUACAAGGUCAUCCACCAGUUCUGCACUCUGUUCUACACUCUCAUGUACGCCACGCCUCCGGCACGAUGGAUCAUCAUUCAGAACCCCCCUUCCAUCCCGGCCUUCCACGUGGCCAUGCUGGUCGCCUACAUCCGCGGCAGCAAGGUCCUGGUAGACUGGCACAACUAUGGCCACACCCUCCUACGCGAGACCCUCCUCCUCCGGCCCCUGGUCCCCCUGUACCGCUGGUACGAGAAGGGCUUCGGCCGCCGUCUGGGCGACGCCAACCUCGCCGUCACCGACGCCAUGGCCCGCCAGCUGCGCUCCCCUCUCUUCGGCAUCGAGACGCCCGUGCUGACGCUCCACGACCGUCCCGCCGAAACGUUCCGGCCCAUCUCCCCUUCGUCGACGGAGCGCCUUGACUUCCUGUCCCGUCUGCCCGAGACGAAGAAGGACGCCGGGGACAUCGUCGCCGGCGCCGUGCGCCUCGUCGUCAGCAGCACCUCCUGGACCGCAGACGAGGAUUUCGGCCUUCUCCUCGACGCCCUGAUCAAGUACAGCGGCUCUCCCGACCCCACCCGGGCAGGAGAGCACGGUGGCGAGCCUGCCGUGCCCAUCCUCGCCAUCAUCACCGGCAAAGGCCCCCAGAAGAAGGCAUACACGGACAAGAUUGCCGAGCUUCAGGACCAGGGACGUCUCCCGGGGAUCCGUAUCCUGACCGCCUGGCUGUCCACGCGCGACUACGCCACCCUCCUCGCCUGCGCCGACCUGGGCGUCUCCCUGCACAAGUCUAGCUCCGGCGUCGACCUGCCCAUGAAAGUCGUCGACAUGUUCGGCGCCGGUCUACCCGUCGCGGCCUACUCGGCCUUUGAGAGCUUCGGGGAGCUGAUCAAGGAGGGUCAGAACGGGUGCGGCUUCGAGACGGCAGAUCAGCUGGCCGAGGUGCUCCUGCGUCUUCUGAGCGACAAGGGCGGCGAGGAGCUCAGCAGGUUGAAGGAGGGUGCCGUCCGGGAGGGGAGCCUCCGAUGGGAUGACGAGUGGGAUAGGGUCGUCGGAUCUAUUCUGGGUCUGGACCAGAUAUAA